AUGAGGUCCGCACCGAAGAACGAGACCGAGGCUGAGCGCGAUGCUCAAGCCAGCAGUACGAUGGACACUGCAGAGGUCAAAGAGGUCGAACACUCAGGUGUUAAGCUCUAUUCCAAUGCCGAUGAGAUCGGGCACCUUGUCAACCCAAAAUGGCACUGGAUUCGCAUUUCCCUCUUCCUCUCCUCCCUCUCCUCCUUCUCCAAAGAUGCGCUGCGAGUGCUGAGGGAGCGCUUCGAGGAUCUGCAGAUGGAGCGUGACGAUGAAAAUAACAGAAGGAAGUGGAUCAACUCAAAGGUGAUUUAUAGGACGAAUUCGGUGCAUGGGGGUUCACCGUUGUGGGAGAUGGAGUGCGCUGAUUAUGGAGAUGAAGAUGGCAAUGAGGAAUUGGAACAAGAUACCGGCAAUGAAGCUGCUGGAUUAGUCCUUUCGUCGCCUCUGCACUUCAACAUCGACAGACACCGAGUGCACGCGGUCAGCGAGGUGAUCAGUGCUCGCGCUCGGCCUGGCCUGAGCAGGACCGUGCAACAGGGCGAGGCUGUGUCUGCGACAACCGAAUACCAGGAAAGGUUCGUGGACAGAUACCUGGGUAUCGUGACAGAUAGGCAGGCUGUGGUAGAGGCGGCACAAGACGACGAAGCAGUUGUAUUACCGGAUCUGGUGGAUCUUGAGCGAGGCAUACCUCUCCUAGAGCUAGGUAACUGCGUCUCGGCCGCUUCGCAUAUUCUUACAGCAUAUGACGUAGCCACCGUACCAUGGUUGCGCUGUGUCGUGUCCUUGACGCAACAGCGGUUUUUCUGA
This is a messenger RNA of Pyrenophora tritici-repentis Pt-1C-BFP, 798 nucleotides long. Lineage: Eukaryota; Fungi; Ascomycota; Dothideomycetes; Pleosporales; Pleosporaceae. The record is from RefSeq and is a predicted model, not a curated record.